Messenger RNA from Stegostoma tigrinum, 2598 nucleotides. RefSeq names its product ankyrin repeat domain 53 (gene ankrd53). The coding region runs from base 209 to 1801 and encodes 530 amino acids. The transcript is spliced from 6 exons. Gene Ontology annotation, cellular component: spindle pole. Gene Ontology annotation, molecular function: protein binding. NCBI's taxonomy places the organism in Eukaryota, Metazoa, Chordata, Chondrichthyes, Orectolobiformes, Stegostomatidae. Gene Ontology annotation, biological process: positive regulation of microtubule polymerization; regulation of mitotic cytokinesis; regulation of mitotic spindle organization. The record is from RefSeq and is a predicted model, not a curated record.
CUUUAACUGUCCCAGUGUACUGCAGCCUGCCUGACAGGGAGGCAGAGUCUUCACACUGGGACCUGUUAGCACGGAGCAAGCCAAGGCCGGGCUAACGGUGGACAUGGACCUGUUGGCGAUGGCAUGGCAGUGCUAGUGCGCAGAGGGCUACCGUUCCCAUCCUGGUGACUACUGGAACUGGCAGUGGCUGUGACGGCGUGGAAUCACCAUGGCGACAGGCCGGGUGAAGAAAUGGAAUCGCGAAGAAUUGUUGGCAGACGAGCUGAUGGCUGCCACCAUGGGUGACGUAGAUUGGCUGCGGCUCAGUCUAAAAACAGCGAAAGGCAAAGUUGCAGUGGAUCAGAAUGGUUACAACGUGGUCCAUUUGGCCGCCCUGAAUGGGAGGCUGGAGUGUCUGAAGAUGCUGGUGGAAGAUUACCAGAUGGAUGUGAACUUUGCCAAUCCGAAUGGCUGGAGCCCGAUCCAUCUGAUCCUGAACAAAGAAUGCCGGUUCCGAGCAUUGAAAUGCCUGCAGUAUCUGCUCCAGAUUGGAGCAGAUCCAAAUGUUCAGACACACCAAGGGUUGACGCCGCUCCACCAGGCAGCUGAAAUCGGUUUGCUUGAUUGUGUCAUGGCUUUGGUCCGGGCAGGAGCCAAAGUAAAGGCCAAAGAUUCCAGGGGGCACAGACCAAUUGACUUGGCCAAGAUCUACGGUCACCAUCGAUGUGCAAGGUAUUUGGCUAACGUCAUGUGGGAGGUGAGCCAGGCCGAGAAUUUCAAGCAAACGAGGAAGUUACAGAAGCUGAAGCUUGUCUUACUGGACGAUGAGAAAUAUCAGGCUGAAAUCCACCAGGCAGAGAUGGAAUCCAUUGUCAACAAAUCCUACCGACUGUGGUUAGACAAGAAGCAACUGUCCCACCUUCUGAGGCUAUCGAGUAGUUUUGUCAAGCCACGGGCAACGACAGCUGAUCACGUGGCCAGUCAGCUGAGGGAGUCGGUGAAGAUCGAAGGGAGGAGCAGCGAUUGGGAUAGUUACAAACUGGUACCCUUCACCAAACAGACUGGGCCUUGCCGACCCCAGGGGAAAACACAGUGGGAGAAGUCAGAGCCGAAAACCGGGACCUGCUCCACUCUCCGUCAGGGUGUCUGCUGGCCAAAGCCAAUUUGGAACCCCAGCACCAAUCCCUCUUCCCCUCCUACGGCCGAUACCUCCAGGCAGAUAGGGGGCGAUCAGCAAAUCAACCUGAACUUAAUGCUGCAGCAGCAUGAUUUUGGGAUCUUGUAUGAGUUAGCGCAGAACCAGCGGGGCCAGCUCGUGCUGAAGACCAAAGUUGGGGAUAAGACCUGGCCAUUACCCAGCCUGCCCCUCAACACCAUCAAGCGGGAACUGUUCGCCCAUCGUGGUGACCAGCGGAUAAGGAUUCCUGAUGAAUUCAUGGCAGUCGACGUCCUCAAACUUCCCAAGAAGCGGCACACAGGCAAAGAUAAGGCCGUGGUAGACAUGUACUUGCGUGAGUGGGUAAAGCAGGACACGUCCUGUCAGGUAUCUUCACCCUCCAGCCGCCAGUCCCAAAACAGGGGCCAGCCCAGCGCAGCUUUCACACCAUCAACACUUACUUCAAAGGGGCAGAAAAUGCUACCGCCUCAAACCCCCAGAAAUACACUGCGCUCACUUGAUCCAAUCAGAGCCCCAGUGCAGAGACAAGAGCUCUGUGAUACAGGGAGACACACCCAAUCCUGUACUAUCUCACCGGGGCUGACAUCAGAUAGAGCCAUGGUCCAUGGACAGUAUUGGCGCUCUGCAAUUAUGGAAACUCACUGACAUGUGUAACUUCCCAAGUCCCCAGCAGCCAUUUAACCCCCUACCCUAGCCACAUGCUCACUUCCCCCCCCCCACCCAAUCACACACUCUGCACCCAUUUGCUGCCCCUCCCACAGCCUCGUGCCCACUCUCCCCCAUCACACACUCCCCACCCAUUUACUCCCUCUCCCACAGCCCCAUCUCCACUCCCCAAAAUCACAGACACUACACCCAUUUACUCCUCCUCCCCCAGCCCGGUGUCCACUCUCUCCCCAUCACACACACUAAACCCAUUUGCGCCCCCUCCCACAGCCCUGUGUCUACUCCGCACCCUCCCCCCCAUCACACACUCUAUAGCAGCAGUCUGAGGGUCAGUGUCUCCAAGUGACCAUUGAGACGCACCCAUCUCUGUUCAGGCCUGAGAUUUGUCUGGAUGUGAAGCUGAAAGCAGUGGAGAGCUGCGUUGGGGAGUGAGUGCACACUGACGGUGGUAACUGUUUAAUUGCCAUCUUACACCCAAUCUGAGUUUGCAAACCGACAGGUCAUUCCCAGCAAGUCUUUGCAAUAAGAAUCUGUGCAGCUGCAGUCUGUGUCCUUUGUGGAAAAAGCAGCUGAUUAUAGCACACUGCAUACAGCACACAUCCUUAAAGAUGGCAUUUUUCCAGAAUUCCUUCAGAUCACGAUGGGAAAUGAUCAUGUGAGUGGACUCACGACUAGACACAGAGUCCAGGGAAUUCAAAUUCCAUAAAAUAAAUCUGGAACUCAGAGGAACAAAAGCUGUCUUCAGUGACCAUGAGAUGACAAGGUUGUAUUAAAAU